Molecule: messenger RNA, 726 nt
Organism: Drosophila persimilis
Lineage: Eukaryota; Metazoa; Arthropoda; Insecta; Diptera; Drosophilidae
Product: lopap
Exons: 5
Coding region: 6-590 (194 amino acids)
Source: RefSeq, a predicted model, not a curated record
GCAUCAUGAUCAUGCCACAGCUCUUCGUCUUUCCCAUCAUUGUACUCAUUUACAUACCCCCCACCCUGGCCAUGAUCGCCCUUGAGGGUCCUUGCCCCUCGAAUAUGACGGCUGUGGGGGACCUGGACAUGGAUCGCUUUCUGGGCAAAUGGUAUACGUAUUCCGUGUAUCCGACUUUCUCGAAACGAGUGCCCAAAUGCCAGACGGUGGAGUUCAAGAAGGAAGAGGACAAAUUCUGGAUUAAACGUACAGAGCUGAGCACCAAGACCGACACACUGAAGAUCAAAGUCGAGGAGAUUAGAAAUGUGGACCCAUCUCACGGGAAAUACGAUCUAAUAACCACAAAUUCUGCCUUUCCCGAGGGCAUUCAGAUCAACGUACUGGACACGGACUAUGACAACUUUGCCAUACGCUACAUGUGCUUCGAUUCCAACAACCUUUUCAGCUUUCAUUGGGCCGUCAUCCAGACCCGCAUUCGUCUGCCCACCUCGGAUAUAAUAUACACGGCCCAGGUCCUGGCCAGAAAAUCUGGCAUUGUUCUGAGCAAAAUGAUCAAGAUACCACAGCACUCGUGUCCACCAGAUGCCUAGGAGAAACGGUACGAAAACAUCUGCGAUUCUGAUUUAAGAUUUGUUCAGGAAAUGCUUUAAUAGCCACGACUAAGUGGCGAGAAGUUCUAUUCUAUUGAAAAGUCUUUAAUACACGGAAUAAGGUUUUCACAUUCAA